Messenger RNA from Symsagittifera roscoffensis, 2462 nucleotides. Its product is annotated as proton myo-inositol cotransporter-like. The coding region runs from base 561 to 2297 and encodes 578 amino acids. Gene Ontology annotation, biological process: myo-inositol transport; transmembrane transport. Gene Ontology annotation, cellular component: apical plasma membrane. Gene Ontology annotation, molecular function: myo-inositol:proton symporter activity. The transcript has 10 exons. Lineage: Eukaryota; Metazoa; Xenacoelomorpha; Acoela; Convolutidae. The record is from RefSeq and is a predicted model, not a curated record.
UUUCUGUGCUUGGUGUGUUUGCGUGAGCUAACCAGAGCGAGUAGUUUAAUGGAGCUUUGGACGCAAUGCGUUUGCCAGUCUAGCAAUAGACUUCUCUGUGAACUACUUUUUUAUACCAUCAGUCUAUGGCAGAAUUUUGUCAAACAAAGUUAUAAUCUUAAUUAUCGCUUUUCAGCGUUUGUCUUUUAACUAACCAACAGCAUCUGUGGCAGUUUUUAUACUACUUUUGCUUUUAGAAAAUUAAAAUUGACUUCAGUUUUCAAAACUUGAAAAUAAGCUUUGAACAGCUAGCCAAAUAACCCGAACUUAUCAUAUCCUUAACUUACUUAUUAAAUUACUGUUACCUACACAAAUUUCCUAUAUUUUUCAAAUUUAUUUUUUAUUAGUAGCUGUUUUAUAUUGAUGCUUUUUCAUUUCGUUACGCAAUUUCUUUGAAUUGUCAUACGUUACACAAUUUCAUUUCGUUACGCAAUUUCUUUGAAUUGUCAUACGUUACACAAUUUCAUUUCGUUACGCAAUAUCUUUGAAUUGUUAUACAUUGCACAUUCUGUUAUUAAAUCAUGGGGAAAUUCUGGUCUCAUUUUACUCCUAAAUUGGGCUUGUUGAUGUUCAUCGGGACACUCGGUGGCUUUCUGUUCGGAUACGACACAGGAAUAGUGUCGGGCGCCAUGAUAUUCGUCGCGGAAGAGUUCAAUUUGUCACAUGGUAUGCACGAGGUUGUGGUGAGCAUAACUUUGUUGUCGGCGGCGCUGCUUCCAUUAAGUGUGGGUGGAAUGUCGCACUAUUGUGGCAGGAAGACCCUCUUGGUCAUCUCAGCGACUCUCUUCUCAAUCAGCUCCUGUGUGAUUGCACUGGCAGCUAAUGUCACCAUGCUACUCGUCGGACGACUCAUAGUCGGAUGCGCUAUUGGAAUUCUUUCAACCAUCGGGCCUAUUUUCAUCUCCGAGUGUUCCCCGACGUCUGUGAGGGGGACCCUGGUCACGUGCUAUAACUUCAGUAUCAUUCUCGGGCAGUUCUGUGCAUAUGUAGUUGCACUCAUAUUCGCAAACGUCGAAAACACCGGUUGGAGAUUUAUGUUCGGACUUGGUGCAGUUCCAGCUAUAGUGCAGAUACUGGGGCUGGCUUUUCUCCCGGAAUCCCCCCGCUAUCUGAUAUCUCACUGGAUAUCGGAGGGGGAGGUCAGCAGUGAAUUGGAGGCCUUUGAAGCACUGGUACAGCUAAGACCCGAAGGAUAUGACGUGAAAGCAGAGUGUGAUCAACUGAAGAUUUCACUCCGUCAACAGGGCAUAGAAAAGGGAAUUUUUGAGACCUUCGGGGCUAUUGUGAGAGUGAAACAUGUGCGAAGGGCGCUGUUUGUUGGAUGUUCUAUGCAAAUGUUCCAGCAGAUAGUGGGAAUCAACACCGUCAUGUACUACUGUGCAUCUAUUGUGGAGAUGGCGGGGGUGCCUGACAAACAGCAUGCUUUAUUCUACGCCGCCCUCAUCACUGCCAUAUAUGGACUAGUAGGGACAAUCUCUCUCUUUCUAGUGGACUCCCUCGGCAGAAGGAAACUGCUUUUCAUCAGUGCCACCGGUACAUUUGUGGGACUUGUGAUGUUGGUCAUCUCCUUUGCCCUCAUAUCUCGAAAUGCGCCUCAACUCAACUUCACAGAGAAGAGCUUGGAACAAGAGAGCGACAGCUGUGCAACUAUAUUAAACUGCAACAACUGUGCUUUGGACUCUGCGUGUGGAGUGUGUUACCUUGACGGCGGCUCCUCUGACACUCUUGUAAAAAUGGGAUCUUGCAUCGAGAUUGACGACGAAACCUCCGAGUACCCCGACUACUUCUCCACCUACGGCAGGUGUGACAAAAACCACAUGACCUCGGAGAAUUCGACCUCUGGCUUGACCUUCUCAACUGACGCAUGUCCCUCCAAACUAGCGCCUCUAAUAAUCAUAUCACUCAUCGCAUAUCUUCUUUUCUUUGCAGUGGGUUAUGGUCCCGUUCCGUGGCUGUACAACUCCGAGAUCUACCCUCAGUGGGCCAGAUCUACAGCAGUUUCAUUGGCCACGACAACCAACUGGACCUUCAACCUCCUUAUUUCCGUCUCUUUUCUUUCCCUAGUCGACGCCAUCUCUCAAGCAGGUACAUUUGCAUGCUACAGCGUCUUUGCCCUUCUGUCGGUCCUGUUUUUCUUCUAUUUCAUGCCGGAGACGAAAAACACUCCUCUGGAACAAAUUGAACAUCUGUUUGGUCUGCAAUACGAACACUUCUCAGAUCAAAACACCCUCGAAACCUCAAGUGCCGACAACGAGUGACUCCUGCCAAUAAGAAAUUCUAAACUCUGUUUAAUUUAAAAGAGAGCAGUAGUACAGUAGCGGAUUUAGGAGUACUUUUUUGGUACUAUUUUGCGACAGCAGCCGCAAUAAAAUGUAUUUUGAGGGUGCAGCGUGCUCCAAAAAGCGCAAUUUUUUGGCCAAAAC